GGCCCGUCAGGGCGUCCGCGGCUCCGGGGAUGUUAGAGGCGCGCUGGGCGGCCGCGGAGCAGACGCCCGGAUUCCGAGCUGCCGGCGCGAGCGCCCCGCUCUCCCGCCAUGGCCCCCGCUCCGCCCCCCGCCGCCUCCUUCUCGCCCGCCGAGGUCCAGCAGCGCCUGGCGGCCGGCGCCUGCUGGGUCCGCUGCGGGGCUCGCCUCUACGACCUCACCGGCUUCCUGCGGCAGCACCCGGGGGGCGAGCAGCUGCUGCGGGCGCGGGCCGGCCAGGACGUGCGCGGCGACCUGGACGGGCCCCCGCACCGGCACUCGGCCAACGCGCGCCGCUGGCUGGAGCAGUACUACGUGGGCGAGCUGCAAGGAGACGCUCAGGGUUCCAUGGAGAACGGGCCUGCGGUCUCUGCGGACUCUCAGAAGACAGACCCGGCGAUGGAGCCGAAGCUCAGAGCGGUAGACUGGGACAAGGACCUGGUAGACUGGCGGAAGCCCCUCCUGUGGCAGGUAGGCCACUUGGGGGAGAAGUACGAUGAGUGGGUCCACCAGCCAGUGACCAGGCCCAUCCGCCUCUUCCACUCAGACUUCGUCGAGGCCCUCACCAAGACUGUCUGGUACAGCGUCCCCAUCAUCUGGAUGCCCCUGAUGCUGUACAUCAGUUGGUCCCACUAUCGAACUUUCGCCCAGGGCGAUGUCCGACUCUUCGCUUCCUUCACCACAGAGUACUCGGUAGCCAUGCCCAAGUCCGCGUUCCCGGGCCUCUUCGUGCUGGGGGUGCUCCUCUGGAGCCUAAUCGAGUACCUCCUCCACCGCUUCCUGUUCCACAUGAAGCCCCCCAGCAACAGCUAUUACCUCAUCACGCUGCACUUCGUCCUGCACGGCCAGCACCACAAGGCACCCUUCGACGAGUCCCGCCUGGUCUUCCCCCCUGCGCCGGCUUCGCUGGUGAUCGCCCUCUUCUACACGGCCCUGCAGCUCCUCCUGCCGGAGGCGGUGGGGGGCACGGUGUUUGCGGGCGGCCUCCUGGGCUACGUGCUCUACGACAUGACCCACUACUACCUGCACUUCGGCUCGCCGCACAAGGGCUCCUACCUGCACAGCAUGAAGGCCCACCACGUCAAGCACCACUUCGCACACCAGAAGUCAGGAUUUGGCAUCAGCACUAAGUUGUGGGAUCACAUUUUCCACACCCUUAUGCCGGAAGAGCCCCACCUGAAGAUCCAGUGACAGCUCCCCGCCCCGCUGCGGCCCCUGUCCCGCCCCGCCCCAUCCAGACCCUGCAAGAAGGUCCGCCUGGCCAGGCAGGAUGGGCUCGGUCCAGCUCUCGGGCUUGGUGAAGGGUGCUGGGGAGACCCUACAGGCUGAGACUUCCCUCCCGGCCCCGGGGUGGCCACACGGCCCUCAGGAACUAUAGCUGUUUCCUGCAGCGCCCCAGCCUUCCCGCCAGCACCUCCGCCCGGAACCGGCCCACAGGACUGCGUUAGGACCCGGCCAAGGGGAAUGAUGGAAACGGAUCCCUGUGACUUCCUGGCGGGUCUGUGAUCCACCUGUGUCUUAGCACCUCGGGCUCCCUGGGAGCCACCCCCACAGCCAAGAGUGGGGUGUGCAGUGCCUCUGCCCUAGUCUCCCUACCCUCCCUUCCCAGCGGCGGUUUGAUGGCUCAGAGUGGAGGACGCUGAGGUGGAUGAAGGGCUCUCACAGGAAGAGACAGCAUGAUGCCUCCUCCCACAGGCCGUCCCAGACCCCAGGGCAGUGCCUCCGUCCACUGCCGAUCACAGACGCCAGCUGGACCGCCAGGUGCCUCAGGCCGAGACACAGGCCCGGCCCUCACCUGCCUGUGCAGAGGGGCCCCAGGCAUCAGUCUGGCAUCGGCCUCGAGGCUGGCAGGAGCCCAGGCCCCUUUCUUUAGGAACCACCAGCUGCUCUCGCCAUCUCCCCGCCUCCAGAAUCACAAAGCUUUGCUCCACGGUCGGCUAAAGAGGCCUCUCUCUGUGGGUGGGAGCCCCACCCCAUUCCCAGCCAUUCUUGACCUCCGCCUGGCACAGGUGGGCCCUGGCCCCCACUCAGGACCCUUCCAGCCGGUGCCUCCAUAGGCCACGAAGGAGCCUUUAUUCGGUGCCUUAUCUCCCUCCCCAUGGGCUUUCCUAUCCCUCCCUACCUGCCCCCCCACCCCCAGCCCCGACCCCAGCAGGUGAGGUUCCAGCCCCUUUUUCCUCAUAACCAAAACCCUCCCUGCUCCUGAGAGGGUCUUAUUUAUAAACUAUAUAAAUGCUCACGUAGCUGCUCAGAUUGCCCUUUCUAAUUCUACGUGUCGAGCUUAUGUAAACCUCUGGUCCUAUUUCUGUUCCCUUCUUACCCACAAACCAUUACUACUUGAAACUUUAAAAAAACAAAAAACAAACAAACAAAAAAACUCGACGAGUAUAAAGGCUAAAGAGAAGCAGAUUGACCGCUCCUGUGAUUUGUACUGUUUACCGCGGAGUUAUUUAAAGAUUUUGGAAUAAAUAUACAAACUACAGUUGUGUGAAAUAAAGGUGUAAAUACAUUGUAUAUUUUGAACAAUAAAGACAUU
Molecule: messenger RNA, 2572 nt
Organism: Pipistrellus kuhlii (Kuhl's pipistrelle)
Lineage: Eukaryota; Metazoa; Chordata; Mammalia; Chiroptera; Vespertilionidae
Gene: FA2H
Product: fatty acid 2-hydroxylase
Exons: 7
Coding region: 109-1227 (372 amino acids)
Biological process (GO): lipid biosynthetic process; fatty acid metabolic process
Cellular component (GO): endoplasmic reticulum; membrane
Molecular function (GO): iron ion binding; fatty acid 2-hydroxylase activity
Source: RefSeq, a predicted model, not a curated record